UUUUUAUUGUAUAUAAACAACACCCACCAGCAGAUGUUGGAAGCAGUUAGAGUGUCCCCUUACAGAGAGGAGGCAUGGCCGGCGGGGUAAGGAGUGCAAAGCUGGGGUUUCUAGCAUGGCUGUGUUUCUCUACACUGGGAGCAACCCUUGGGGCGAAAGUACUGGUGGUGCCCGUGGCUGGGAGCCACUGGCUCAGCAUGAAACUCCUGGUGAAGGAGCUUAUCGUCCGGGGCCACGACGUGGUUGUCCUGGAGCCCGAGACCACCGCGAUGGGCAAGGGAUUGGUCGGCUGCAGGAAUGAGAUCUACCCGGUUUCCUACAUGAAGGAGGAAUUGGGAAAUGUUUUAAAACAACUCCAAGAGAACGUCUUCAUCAAGCUGCCCAAGAUCACCGAAGCGUUUGUCAAUGCGCAGAGAUUGAUCGACUACACCUCCAUCCACGUGAAGGGGUGCGAGAAUCUGCUGUACAACCAGGUGGUGAUGGGCCGUCUGCGCCUGGAGGGAUUCGACGUCGUGCUCACGGACCCGUUCCUGCCUUGCGGCUCUAUCCUAGCCGAGACACUUUCCGUCCCAGUCGUGUAUUUUCUGCGUGGACUCCCGUGUGGUUUGGACGAGAUUGGCACGCAGUGUCCCUCGCCUCCUUCCUACGUCCCGCGCUUCUACUCCGGUCACUCGGACACCAUGACCUUUCCUCAGAGGGUUAAAAACAUGGUCAUGUAUGGGAUUGAGUCUGUGAGCUGCCGCAUCAUGUAUGCCAGCUUUGAUGAGCUGGCCAGCAGGUAUUUGGAAAAGGACAUCAGCUAUAAGGACCUCGUCCGCCACGGUGCCAUCUGGCUGCUCCGAUAUGACUUUGCUUUCCUCUUUCCAAAACCCAUGAUGCCCAACAUGGUUCUUAUUGGAGGCAUCAACUGCGCGAAGCCAUCUCCUCUGUCAGCGCACUUGGAGGAGUUUGUAGAUGGAUCCGGUGAUGACGGUUUCAUUGUUUUCACGCUAGGCUCCAUGGUGGACAAAAUGCCUGCAGAUAUGACAAUAGCAUUCUUAGAUGCCUUCAAGAAAAUUCCUCAACGGGUGGUUUGGAGGCAUACUGGUAUUUUACCAGAAGACGUGCCAGAGAAUGUAAAAAUAAUGAAGUGGCUACCUCAAAAUGAUCUCCUAGCUCAUCCCAAGGCUAAACUCUUCCUCACUCAUGGAGGCUCACAUGGCAUCUAUGAGGGCAUCUGCCACGGCGUUCCCAUGGUGAUGAUGCCAUUGUUUGGGGACCAGCCGGACAACGUUGAUUACAUGGUGGCCCGUGGAGUGGCAGUCGUGAUCGACGUGUUUGACGUUACCACAGAAAAAGUGCUGGAGGCCAUUAACAAAGUCGUCAAUGAUACAAGCUACAAAGAGAAGAUGGUGAAUCUCAUGUCAGUGCAUCAGGACCAUGCUGUAAAGCCCCUGGACCUGGCCGUGUUCUGGACCGAGUUCGUCGUAAGACACCAGGGCGCCGAUCACCUUCGGCCCGCAGCCCACAACCUCAACUGGAUUCAGUAUCAUAGCCUGGACACUCUCUGCUUACUGGCUGCUAUUGUCUUGACUAUCGCCUUCCUCGGGCUCAAAUGUUGCUGUUUCUGCGGCCGCAAGUGUUGCGUGCGAGUGGCAAAGAAGAAGAAGGUGUUGUAGAUCUCUAAUAAUAAUAAUAAUA
This is a messenger RNA of Gadus chalcogrammus (walleye pollock), 1680 nucleotides long. Its product is annotated as UDP-glucuronosyltransferase-like. The record is from RefSeq and is a predicted model, not a curated record. The transcript has 5 exons. Lineage: Eukaryota; Metazoa; Chordata; Actinopteri; Gadiformes; Gadidae. Bases 75 to 1658 code for a protein of 527 amino acids. Gene Ontology annotation, molecular function: UDP-glycosyltransferase activity.